AUGGGCCGUUCUGGCUCGGACAAGACUUACUUGUCCAAGGCACACUUCUUCACUGGUAAACCAUCUAGCAAUGUGUCUGUGAGCCUGUCAACCACUAACCCUGUUCAGCAAGCCUUCAUCGGCACCCCCAGCCACACUCCUACUACCCCAGCACCCUCAGCCAGAUCCCUACUCCCCCAGUACCCCAAGCUACACUCCUACUCCCCCAGUACCCCCAGCCACGCUCUUACUCCCCCAGUACCCCCAGCCACACUCCUACUCCCCCAGUACCCCCAUCUACACCCCUACUCCCCCAGUACCCUCAGCCACACCCCUACUCCCCCAGUACCCCCAGCUACACCCCUACUCCCCCAGUACCCCCAGCCACACUCCUACUCCCCCAGUACCCCCAUCUACACCCCUACUCCCCCAGUACCCUCAGCCACACCCCUACUCCCCAAGUACCCCCAGCUACACUCCUACUCCGCCAGUACCCUCAGUUACACUCCUACACCCCCAGUACCCCCAGCCACACUCCUACUCCCCCAGUACCCCCAGCCACACUCCUACUCCCCCAGUACCACCAGCUACACUCCUACUCCCCCAGUACCCCCAGCCACACUCCUACUCCCCCAGUACCCCCAGCCACACUCCUACUCCCCCAGUACCACCAGCUACACUCCUACUCCCCCAGUACCCCCAGCCACACUCCUACUCCCCCAGUACCCCAAGCUACACUCCUACUCCCCCAGUACCCCCAGCCACACUCCUACUCCCCCAGUACCCCCAGCUACACUCCUACUCCCCCAGUACCCCCAGCCACACUCCUACUCCCCCAGUACCACCAGCUACACUCCUACUCCCCCAGUACCCUCAGCCACAUCCCUACUCCCCCAGUACCCCCAGCUACACUCCUACUCCCCCAGUACCCCCAGCCACACUCCUACUCCACCAGUACCCCUAGCCACACUCCUACUCCCCCAGUACCCCCAGCCACACUCCUACUCCCCCAGUACCCCCAGCUACACUCCUACUCCCCCAGUACCCCCAGCCACACGCCUACUCCCCCAGUACCCCCAGCUACACUCCUACUACCCUAGGACCCCAGCCACACUCCUACUCCCCCAGUACCCCCAGCUACACUCCUACUCCCCCAGUACCCUCAGCCACAUCCCUACUCACCCAGUACCCCAAGCUACACUCCUACUUCCCCAGUACCCCCAGCUACAACCCUACUCUCCCAGUACCCCCAGCUACACUCCUACUCCCCCAGUACCCCCAGCCACGCUUUUACUCCCCCAGUACCCCCAGCCACACUCCUACUCCCCCAGUACCCUCAGCCACACCCCUACUCCCCCAGUACCCCCAGCUACACCCCUACUCCCCCAGUACCCUCAGCCACACCCCUACUCCCCCAGUACCCCCAGCUACACCCCUACUCCCCCAGUACCCUCAGCCACACCCCUACUCCGCCAGUAUCCCCAGCUACACCCCUACUCCCCCAGUAUCCCCAGCUACACCCCUACUCCCCCAGUACCCCCAGCUACACCCCUACUCCCCCAGUACCCUCAGCCACACCCCUACUCCGCCAGUAUCCCCAGCUACACCCCUACUCCCCCAGUACCCCCAGCUACACCCCUACUCCCCCAGUACCCCCAGCUACACCCCUACUCCCCCAGUACCCCCAGCUACACCCCUACUCCCCCAGGACCCUCAGCCACACCCCUACUCCCCCAGUAUCCCCAGCUACACCCCUACUCCCCCAGUACCCCCAGCUACACCCCUACUCCCCCAGUACCCUCAGCCACACCCCUACUCCGCCAGUAUCCCCAGCUACACCCCUACUCCCCCAGUACCCCCAGCUACACCCCUACUCCCCCAGUACCCCCAGCUACACCCCUACUCCCCCAGUACCCCCAGCUACACCCCUACUCCUCCAGUACCCUCAGCCACACCCCUACUCCCCCAUACCCACAGCUACACUCCUACUCCCCCAGUAUCCCCAUCUACACUCCUACUCCCCCAGUACCCUCAGCCACACCCCUACUCCCCCAGUACCCCCAGCUACACUCCUACUCCCCCAGUAUCCCCAGCUACACCCCUACUCCCCCAGUACCCUCAGCCACACCCCUACUACCCCAGUACACCCAGCCACACUCCUACUCCCCCAGUACCCCCAGCUACAGUCCUACUUCCCCAGUACCCCGAUCCACACUCCUAAUCCCCCAGUACCCCCAGCUACACUCCUACUCCCCCAGUACCCUCAGCCACACCCCUACUCCCCCAGUACCCCCAGCUACACUCCUACUCCCCCAGUACCCCCAGCUACACUCCUACUCCCCCUGUAACCUCAGCUACACUCCUACUCCCCCAGUACCCUCAGCCACACCCCUACUCCCCCAGUACCCCCAGCCACACCCCUACUCCCCCAGUAAACCCAGCUACACUCCUACUCCCCCAGUACCCUCAGCCACACCCCUACUCCCCCAGUACCUCCAGCUACACCCCUACUCCCCCAGUACCCUCAGCCACACCCCUACUCCCCCAGUACCCCCAGCAACACCUCUACUCCCCCAGUACCCUCAGCUACACUGUUACUCCCCCAGUACACCCAGCUACACUCCUACUCCCCCAGUACCCUCAGCCACACCGCUACUCCCCCAGUACCCCCAGCUACACUCCUACUCCCCCAGUACCCUCAGCUACACCCCUACUCCCCCAUUACCCUCAGCCACACCCCUACUCCCCCAGUACCCCCAGCCACACUCCUACUACCCCUGUACCCUCAGCCACACCCCUAAUCCCCCAUACCCCCAGCUACACCCCUACUCCCCCAGUACCCUCAGCCACACCCCUACUCCCCCAGUACCCCCAGCCACACCCUUACUCCCCCAGUACCCCCAGACACACUUCUACUCCCCCAGUACCCCCAGCUACACCCCUACUCCCCCAGUACCCUCAGCCACACCCCUACUCCCCCAGUAUCCUCAGCCACACCCCUACUCCCCCAGUACCCCCAGCCACAUCCCUACUCCCCCAGUACCUACAACUCUAAACUGA
Molecule: messenger RNA, 3039 nt
Organism: Salvelinus fontinalis (brook trout)
Lineage: Eukaryota; Metazoa; Chordata; Actinopteri; Salmoniformes; Salmonidae
Exons: 4
Coding region: 1-3039 (1012 amino acids)
Source: RefSeq, a predicted model, not a curated record